AGAUCCGCUGGGAAUUGAAAAAUAGUUUUCCCAAAAACAUUACACGAUGGAUUUUAGAAUCUAUCAAUUUCUUACACCUCUCGCUAUCGCUUUCUUUAUCACUGUCUGCUUGCCCUCCUAGCUCAGAUCUGCUCUGCUGCCUCGCUUCUCUGAGAUCUCUCUCUCUCCUCCCUCCUUUUUCACGUUUAUGCUAGUUUUUUGCAGGCUAAUUACUACAACUGCUACUACAAAUAAUCAUGUCAAGGAGGCAAGUAAAUCCUGCUCGGCGUAUUGCUGACAGUGGAAGCAUCCCAUUCGUUGGUUCUGUGCAAUCCAAAACCCGUUCAUCGCCUUUACUAUCUGUUGUGCUUGUAGUCUUGGGCGCGAUUCUCAUUAUUGGCUAUUGUUAUAGCGGCUCAGGUGGAGCGAGCAACAUUGAGGCUGUAAGAAAAGUUGAAGGUGGUGUUUCGUGCACAUAUGAAGUCCAGACAGCCAUACCUGUCCUGAAGAAAGUAUACGGUGACAGCAUGCAUAAAGUGUUGCAUGUGGGCCCUGACACAUGUUCCGUAGUAUCCAAGUUAUUGAAAGAGGAGGAUACCGAAGCCUGGGGUGUGGAACCAUAUGACCUGGAGGAUGCUGACACGAAUUGCAAAAGUCUUGUGCGCAAAGGCCUUGUACGAAUGGCUGAUAUAAAGUUCUCACUGCCAUACCGAGCAAAGUCAUUUUCUCUUGUAGUAGUGUCAGAUGCUUUGGAUUACUUGUCUCCAAAAUACCUCAACAAAACUCUUCCUGAAUUGGCAAGGGUAUCUACCGAUGGUGUUGUUAUAUUUGCUGGUUAUCCCGGUCAGAAUAGAGCUAAAGUCGCAGAGCUUUCAAAGUUUGGCCGUCCAGCCAAGUUGAGAAGCUCCUCUUGGUGGAUAAGGUUUUUUCUCCAAAACAGCUUGGAAGAUAAUGAAGCAGCCUCAAAGAAGUUUGAACAGGCUUCAACCAAGAGGUCCUAUAAACCCGCCUGCCAAGUUUUUCAUCUCAAAUCAUUUCAAUGAGAUUCGUUGUGCGCUUCAUCACCCUUUCAGUUUUUAGGCGAAAACCAAGGCCUACGCAUCUUUCUGCCCAAAGGGUAAGUAAGUUCAUAUGAAAUGGAAAUCACAGUCUCGUUUUGUGUCAAAAUUAGUAGACAGUAGAUGUUUGAUCAGUGUAUUUGUUAAUCAAGGAAGUGAAUUUCACAUGAAUUUGCUUCCUUCACCGCGUAUACUUUAGAAUUGGUACUUUCCGUCCUAAAAUAGCUGCCUGUUUUUGAUCUGUCAUGAAUAAUUCUUUUCGUCAUUUCAUCUUAAAUUGAGAAUACA
Morus notabilis is the source of this 1325-nucleotide messenger RNA. RefSeq lists its product as uncharacterized. Gene Ontology annotation, molecular function: methyltransferase activity. NCBI's taxonomy places the organism in Eukaryota, Viridiplantae, Streptophyta, Magnoliopsida, Rosales, Moraceae. The record is from RefSeq and is a predicted model, not a curated record. The transcript has 7 exons. Gene Ontology annotation, biological process: pectin metabolic process. The coding region runs from base 237 to 1022 and encodes 261 amino acids.